This is a messenger RNA of Chanos chanos (milkfish), 1431 nucleotides long. It is a transcript of the gene slc19a3b, whose product is annotated as solute carrier family 19 member 3b. The transcript is spliced from 5 exons. Gene Ontology annotation, biological process: vitamin transport; transmembrane transport. Lineage: Eukaryota; Metazoa; Chordata; Actinopteri; Gonorynchiformes; Chanidae. The record is from RefSeq and is a predicted model, not a curated record. The coding region runs from base 1 to 1431 and encodes 476 amino acids. Gene Ontology annotation, molecular function: vitamin transmembrane transporter activity. Gene Ontology annotation, cellular component: plasma membrane.
AUGAAAUGCUGGGAGAAGAUAGAGAGCUCUGGCUGGAUUUAUCCGACCACGGUGCUCUCACUUUAUGGCUUCUUUGCCAACUGUAGACCGGCUGAGCCUUUUCUUACACCAUACCUUGUGGGGCCAAAAAACAUCUCUGAGGAAGUGGUGACAAACUACCUGUUCCCAAUAUGGACUUAUUCCUAUUUGGCCAUCCUCUUUCCUGUCUUUCUCCUGACGGACUUUCUGCGCUACAAACCUCUAAUCGUGCUCCAAGGCCUGUUCCUUAUUAUUAACUACCUGCUACUGUGUUUUGCCAAAAGUUUGGCAGCCAUGACCUAUCUUCAGGUUAACUAUGCGGUGGUAACAUCCAUGGAGGUGGCCUACUUCUCCUACAUCUACAGCAUAAUCCCAGCCGAACGCUACCAGCGUGCCACAGGUUACCUCCGCAGUGCAAUGCUCUCAGGCUUCACUUUUGGUGCCACGCUGGGACAGCUGCUAAUCUCUCUAGCCGGCACAAGUUACUUCCAUGUCAAUACCAUCACUCUGGCCUUAAUGGGCAUGGCAUUCCUUAUCUCUCUAAGCCUGCCCAUGCCCCAACGUGGCAUGUUUUUUAGCAAGGGAAUGAGUACAGCUUUGAAUACUCAGCAGAAUGGGACGGAAGAGGCAGCAGGGAAGGAGAGUGGCAAGGGAUCGGAUGCUGUGCAGGGAUUGGAGACUGGAGGAUGGUUCAGUAAAAAGAAUAUAUUACACGGUGGUCAGGUGCUCUGGAGCAGUCUAAGGGAAUCAUAUACCUCCAGAAAACUGAUUCUUUGGUCUCUGUGGUGGGCUCUUGCCACAGCUGGGUAUGGACAAGUAUUCAACUACAUUCAACUUAUGUGGGAUCACAUUGAACCAUCCAGUACCUCAUCUGUCUAUAAUGGAGGAGUAGAAGCUGUCUGCACACUUGUGGGUGCGGCUGCAGCCGUCUCGGUGAGCCAUGUGAAGGUUAGGUGGGAGGUGUGGGGUGAGUUGGCGCUUGGCAUGUUUUCUGCUGUGGGCGCUGGCUGUAUUUUCCUCAUGGGUCUGACCAGCAACAUCUGGCUGUGCUACGCUGGUUACGUCAUCUUCAAAGCCUCCUACAUGCUGCUGAUUACCAUUACCACAUUCCAAAUAGCAUCUAACCUUUCGAUGGAGUGCUAUGCUUUGACCUUUGGGAUAAACACCUUCACAGCCUUGGCUCUCCAAACUGUUAUCACAGCUAUUGUUGUUGAUGACACUGCUUUGGGCCUGGAUAUUGUCACCCAGUUCAUCAUCUACGGAAGCUACUAUGCUGCCAUCUCCCUUCUCUUCUUGAUCCGGGGGAUGUAUACAGCGUGUGGACACCAUUGCCGCUCCACACCAACACCCAGUUCAGUCACCGCAGAUUCAUCAGACCAUAAGCAGCAGACUGAAACUCACAUUGAAAGCUGA